This is a messenger RNA of Bactrocera neohumeralis, 2524 nucleotides long. RefSeq names its product zinc finger protein ZFP2. Gene Ontology annotation, cellular component: nucleus. NCBI's taxonomy places the organism in Eukaryota, Metazoa, Arthropoda, Insecta, Diptera, Tephritidae. Gene Ontology annotation, molecular function: zinc ion binding; RNA polymerase II cis-regulatory region sequence-specific DNA binding; DNA-binding transcription factor activity, RNA polymerase II-specific. Gene Ontology annotation, biological process: regulation of transcription by RNA polymerase II. The record is from RefSeq and is a predicted model, not a curated record. The transcript has 4 exons. The coding region runs from base 469 to 1938 and encodes 489 amino acids.
AAUAAUGGUUUGUAAACUGAAACUGAACUAAACUCAAAACAGGUUAAUUAAUUUCGAAAUUAAGAAAGCUAGUUAUAAAAGAAUGGUCGACUAUAUAAAUAUUACAACUUUUUACCGUUAACUUUCACGUCCGCAUAUAAUAUCAAAAAGACACAAAAGAUAAUAAAUUUAUAUCAAAACAAUAUUUAACGUAUUUAUGCAAUAGUUUUCUAUGUUUCCUCUUCUAAUUUAUCCUUUUAUGACGUCAUCAUCAUCGCAAUUCGCUUCCUUAUUAUUUAUGUGCUUUACGAUGCGCGUGAGAACAUACUUUACAUUUUUAUAAAGUUAUCGGGUAUUGUUUUCACUAUGUUACAAUCGAUUACAAUACACAUAAUUUAUGAUAUAUAUGAUGCAUUUUUCACAUCAUUAAUAAUUUUAGAAACACUUUUAUUUAAUUAAUUGUUAAACACCGUUUAUUAAAUUUGAUCAAUGGAUACUGACUACAGUGUUUUGACCCUUAGCGAUGAAUCUUGUCGAACCUGUUUACAAAGCAUUGCUGACACAAACUCCCUCGACGACGAAGUAGAAUACGGCAAUGAUACUUUUGUUUUAAAUAGCUUAUUUAUUCAACUCCUACGUGCUACUAAUGUUCAAGCACCGGCGCUCAAUCAAUGUGGGGGUCAAACAUUACCAAAUCGCAUCUGUGCAGAUUGUACCCUUAAACUUCUAAGUGCUUACGAUUAUAUUUGUUUAGUGGAACGGUCAGAAACUUUGUUAAGGCAAUAUCAAAAGUCGUAUCAUACAAAAUUAAAGACAGAUGUAGAAUCGUUUGUUAUUACUGAAUUAAAAAAUGACACAAAUAAUGAAGAUAGUCAAAAUGUCGAAGAAUUAGAGACAGAAUAUCUACUUGACGACUAUAAUAAUGAGGAAGAUGUUGCAGAUGUAGAUAAGGAAAGAAGCGAUGACGAGGUUUCUAUUCAAAGCAAAAGUGAAACUUAUAUGGACGAUGAGCUUCAAUUUGUAAAAUUUGAAGCUGUAAACAUUGAAGAAGUUACAGAACAAGUAGAACAGGUUAAUAACAGGAAAAGGCAUAAAAGAACAACUCAAAAUGCUGACAUUGUUGGGAAAAAGCAAGCAAGAUUCGCUAUCGGCUCUCGCCUAGGGACAUUUGUCACAACCAAUUGGCGCAAGUGUCCUCAUUGUGAACGUGUUUUUGCCAGAAAUAUAACGUUGGAAAAACAUAUACAAACAGCACAUACAAAUGUGCCACCAGAAUGUAUUGCUGCUAUUGCGCCAAAACCUACUGAGGAUAAGCCAAUACAAUGUGACCAUUGCCCACGUACUUUCGCUAGACCCUUUGCCUUGGAGCGACAUCUAAGAGCAAUGCACCCGACGACUACGAUUGCCAAUAAUGCUGAAUCAGAUACAAAUCCCACUGACACUGCAAAAACGAAAAAAACUUACAAGCGUGGAAUAUGCCCCCACUGUGGUCGAAGCUUCGCUCAAGCAAGUUUAGUGAUACAUAUACGCCGACACACAGGUGAAAAGCCAUACCAAUGUGAUGAAUGUCAAAAGGGUUUUCCUCGACGUCAGGAUUUAGUGGUACAUAAGAGACAACAUACUGGGGAAAGGCCACAUGUAUGUACUAUUUGUGGAAAAUCGUUUACAAGACCAAAUAAAUUAUCGCGACAUAUGCGUAUACAUACUGGACUCCGACCGUACAAAUGUUCGGAAUGUCAUAAAUCAUUCACACAAUCGAAUGACUUGCGUAUUCAUAUGCGACGACAUACCGGAGAAAAACCUUAUAAGUGCAAUAUUUGCAAUGAGGCUUUUAUAAGUGGUACAGCGCUCAAAACUCACCGCAUAGCAAAUAAUCAUGCUGCACCACCUGAUGCCGAAAACGAUCCAUAUGCGAAAUGUCGAUUAAAUAAAGCAAUUAAACUUGAUACAUGCGAGUGAUUUUGAAAAGGAAAAUUAAUUAAAUAUUUAAUACCGCGAUUGCAGGUAAAGCAAUAAAAACAAAGUUCUGAAUUUAUUAUUGCUAACCAAGCUCUUAAGUGAUUAAUUUGAGAAGACGAUUUAAGAUUUGCGAUGUAACACUAGGAUAAGUAAGAUCUUGACAAGUUCCAAUGAUUUUGAUAUAAAUCCAUCAACAUUUUGACGAAGCGCAAAUUAUUGGACUCCAUCUGUUUUAAUGCGCUUAAAAUUUCAUUAAUUUUAUAAGUAAUGUUUUGAAACAAAAUAUUUAGUUUUGAAGCAUGAUUUAUUAUAUUUCUUUUCAAGCGGAUUUCUAAAGAGCUCAGUUUUAUUUGUGUUUAUUAUUACUCAACGCGAAUAUUUUUUAUAUAGUUUAAAAGUUUUAAAUUCAUAAUGAAUACACCUAUUUGAAGUCGAAUUUCUUUAUAUACAUUAAUUCCGUUUUGUUCAAUGAUGCCGAAAGAUAAUUAAAAAUAUAUAUAUAUAUAUGUAUAUAUUACCUGUAGUUAAAAUAAGAGACAUAAGCAAAUAUUUAAAUCAAGACAAAAAAAUAAUAAAAAAAAAUAAA